Molecule: messenger RNA, 2512 nt
Organism: Nicotiana attenuata
Lineage: Eukaryota; Viridiplantae; Streptophyta; Magnoliopsida; Solanales; Solanaceae
Product: formamidase-like
Exons: 8
Coding region: 526-2001 (491 amino acids)
Molecular function (GO): hydrolase activity, acting on carbon-nitrogen (but not peptide) bonds, in linear amides
Source: RefSeq, a predicted model, not a curated record
UUUUUGUUUCGUGAGAAUGCAAGUACUGUACCUCAGUUCAUCCUAAACAGGCACUCUUUAUCUAGACACUUCAAGAAAAAAAGUAAGGAUGUACUGUCUUAAAGCACUAAAGACUAAUACUAGUCGGUUAAAUCAAGCCAUUAAACUAGAAUUCAAUCUAGAUAAAACAUUUUGCAUUAUUCCCUGAUGAGUGGCUAAUGUUGCUUGCAGAAGGAUUGAGGUAACCUUUAUCUGGGUGCCAGUCAUAUUCUUGGAAAAUAAAGGCUAAUAAUAAGACAUGAUUUGUACUGAUUUUGCAUCUUUGAGAGAAACUGUGUUGGGAGGACACUAAAGGCCGAUAGUCCAAUUGGAGGAAAAAUUCUGUCCUUAAGCUAACCUAUCAUGGGCUUUGAACAAAUGCCAUGCAGCUAAUUGAGUUAAUGGCAGAACAAGAGUGAAAAUUGUCCAUUAAAAAGCUUACUGUUUUUAAAUAAGCAGCUUGAAAAGAGUUAAAUUGAUCUUUCUCCAAUCCCUCUAAAAGAAGCUAUGAAUUCAAUAGGUCCAACGUUGGUAGUGCAGGUAGAUUUAAAGAAGAAGCCAUGGGAACAAAAUCCACCUCUUCACAACCGGUGGCACCCGGAGAUACCUCCAGUAGCAGAGGUACGAGUUGGAGAGGUGUUCAAGAUUGAGAUGGUGGAUUUUAGUGGAGGUGGCAUAACACAAGAAUACACUGCCGAGGACAUCAAGCAUGCUGAUCAGUCUGUUAACACUAAAGUCGCCAUGGCUCCUCCAACUCCAAGACUAGUAAUCCCCAUAGACCUAAAGAAGAAGCCAUGGGAACAAAAGCUACCUCUCCACAAUCGUUGGCACACAGAGAUACCUCCUGUAACAGAGAUUAAAACUGGGGAGAUUUUCCGAAUUGAGAUGGUUGAUUGGACAGCAGGAGCUAUUCAAGAUAAUAACUCUGCAAUUGAUGUAAAAACCAUUGAUCUAUCCACUGUCCAUUAUCUUAGUGGACCAAUAAGAGUUGUAGACACGGAUGGAAAGCCAGCUGAACCAGGUGACCUGCUUGCUGUUGAAAUAUGCAACUUGGGGCCUCUCCCCGGAGAUGAAUGGGGUUUUACUGCCAUAUUCGACAGAGAUAACGGUGGAGGAUUUCUAACAGACCAUUUCCCCUGUGCAACUAAAGCCAUUUGGUAUUUCGAAGGGAUAUAUGCCUACUCACCUCAUAUUCCAGGUGUAAGAUUUCCUGGUUUAGUUCAUCCUGGAAUAAUUGGAACAGCGCCUUCAAAAGAACUACUCAAUAUCUGGAAUGAGAGAGAAAGGAAGCUUGAAGAAACCGGUCCCCAGUCUCUCAAAUUAUGUGAGGUCUUGCAUUCAAGACCAUUGGCAAACCUACCUUCAACAAAAGGGUGCAUUCUUGGCAAGAUUCAAGAUGGAACUCCUGAGUGGAACAGGAUUGCCAAUGAGGCUGCAAGAACAAUACCUGGACGCGAAAAUGGAGGAAAUUGUGACAUCAAAAAUCUCAGCAGAGGUUCAAAAAUAUACCUUCCAGUAUUUGUAGAAGGAGCAAACCUCAGCACUGGAGAUAUGCAUUUUUCUCAAGGCGACGGUGAAGUAGCAUUUUGUGGGGCAAUAGAGAUGAGUGGCUUCCUAGAGCUCAAGUGUGAAAUCAUAAGAAAAGGAAUGAAAGAGUAUCUCACUCCAAUGGGACCUACACCACUACAUGUGAACCCAAUAUUUGAGAUAGGGCCAAUGGAACCAAGAUUCUCAGAGUGGUUAGUGUUUGAGGGCAUCAGCGUAGAUGAAAGUGGACAACAGCACUAUCUUGAUGCAAGUGUUGCAUACAAGCGUGCAGUGCUAAAUGCAAUUGAUUACCUGUCAAAGUUUGGCUACACAAAGGAACAGGUGUAUCUUCUACUUUCGUGCUGUCCCUGUGAAGGAAGGAUUUCAGGAAUUGUUGAUGCCCCCAAUGCUGUUGCCACCCUUGCCAUUCCAACUGCAAUAUUUGACCAGGCAUGAAAGUGUAAAACUGUAAAGCAGCAAUUUCGGUCUAGAUCAAAAUCCAUCUAAAACCUGAUUCUAAGAAAUCAGUUCCUCAAUUGCCGGCAUUCAUGAGCAGGAAGUUCUGGUUGUUCCAACAGAAUCGGUUGUUUGAUGCAGGAUAUUCGCCCAAAGGUCAACAAAGUGCCUCUUGGGCCAAGACUUGUGAGGAAUCCAGGAAUUCCACAAUGUACUUAUGAUGGCAGCCUGCCAAUUACCAAAAAUCCCUUGCUCCGUUAACUACAAGGGAGCAGCUGCAACAUAGAUGCUCUUUCUUGAGCAGGGAAUGUGCAUGUAAAUCUACAGCAGGAAGAUAUGACCAAGUUGAAGAAAGAAGCAAAACUGAGAUAAAUCUUGGAAACAGUCAAAGUCAAUAAAUGUCUCCACCAUAAAGAAUGUUCAUCUUAAAUGUAAUAGCACCCACAGUAUCACUAGUGAGAUCAUAAGUAGUUUGUGGAUCAUAUCAUGGAAAACUUCAUGGUAAGACUAA